AUGACUUUGUGUAAAAACCUGAUCCUGGACCUUCCUGGACCGUCUGUAGAAGAGGGAUCCAGCAUCACUCUGAGCUGUAGGACCAAGCCUGGGACCGAGUCUGGCUCUGGUCCGGUCCUGCUGAAGGAUGGCCUCGUCGUACAGAACAGCUCUGAGUGGACUUUCACUGUGGAGAAGAAAGAUGAAGGAGAAUACAGCUGCAGAGAUGGAAGUGAAGAGUCUGAGAUGAGAAGGCUCCAGGUCACAGUGCGGCCCACAACCACUCCUACCUCCUCGCCUCCUACCUCCUUGUCUCCUAGCUCUUCUGCUCUGUCUUCUCCAGAACCCAGUGGUGCUCCUACUGGCUUCACCCCAUUUCUGCUGGGUGGUCUGGUCCUGCUGGUUCUGGUCCUGGUCCUCGUCCUAGUCCUGGUUUUGCACAGAAGACGGACUCGAGCAGAUCCAGAAAAAGAUGUGACUUAUGCCGACAUCACAGUGAGAGGGGGUAGAAGAGCAGCGCCACCACCUGGUCAACAUGUGGAGGAAACCAUUUACUCUGGAGUCAAAACUCAUCCCAAAGGAGAGGAGGUGACGUACGGAGAAGUGACUCUCAACCCCAAGAAGAAGAAAAAGAGAAAAGACGACUCCAAUGGUCAGUGGUCGGACCCAGAUGUGGUCUACUCCAGCGUGAGAACAAGAGCCAGAGCCGAGACCUGA
Messenger RNA from Knipowitschia caucasica, 696 nucleotides. Lineage: Eukaryota; Metazoa; Chordata; Actinopteri; Gobiiformes; Gobiidae. The record is from the annotation of a GenBank genome assembly.